CCGGAAGCCUUUAAGUCGUCCAACAAAGAAGACGGCGGUGUUGGCGGAAAGUGCAGAGGCGAGCACCUUGAGGGAAUUAGCGAGCUUUUUUAUCCACUUUAAUACCUUGAGGGAUUUAACUAUACCGCGCGCAAGUAGUGCCAGAAUACUCCCCGCGCUGUUCCCAACGGUGAGACUAGACUAGUUGAACCACAACCGCGCUUCUUCUUCGCCCAAGCAAGGAAGCCAGCGAACACGCCAGCUAGCCUCAAUAGCUAGCGAGCUAGCCCAUCCACUUCCACGCUACCACGUCCAUUGUGCGCUAGCUAGCUUGCUAGCAUGUCUGGCGGAGGCAUAAUCCGCGGACCGGCGGGGAGCAACGACUGCCGCAUCUACGUCGGCAACCUGCCGCCCGACAUCCGCUCCAAGGACGUCGAAGAUCUCUUCUACAAGUACGGUUCCAUCCGCGACAUCGAUCUGAAGAACCGACGAGGGGGGCCGCCUUUCGCCUUCGUGCAGUUCGAGGACCCGAGGGAUGCAGACGAUGCUGUGUACGGUCGAGAUGGCUAUGACUAUGAUGGCUACCGACUGCGAGUGGAGUUUCCCCGCAGCGGCCGAGGCGGAGCGGCAGGCCCCCCCAGGGGCCGAUAUGGGCCCCCAUCUCGACGGUCAGAGUACAGGGUCAUCGUGUCAGGUCUUCCUCCUAGUGGGAGCUGGCAGGACUUGAAGGACCACAUGCGAGAGGCGGGCGACGUGUGCUAUGCCGACGUGAACCGCGACGGCAGCGGCGUGGUGGAGUUUGUGCGCAAGGAGGACAUGACCUACGCUGUGCACAAGUUGGACAACAGCAAGUUUCGCUCCCACGAGGGCGAGACGGCGUACAUCCGCGUGAGGAUGGACGGCCACCGCAGUCCCAGCUACGACCGCUCGCGCAGUCGCAGCCGAAGCAAGAGCCGAUCGCGCAGCUACUCCCCUGCUCGACGCAGCCGGGCCUCGCCGCGCUACUCCCCGAGGCGCUCUCGCUCCAAUUCCCGUUCCCGGUCUCGCUCCCGCACCUAAAUGCACCGCCACCCUGACUGGAUGGAGAGUGGCGCGUCGAGAGGGGGGAAAAGAAACCUCGGAGUCGGAUCCCGUUUAUCAUGUAUUUCUCAUUAGCCCUGCCUGUGCUUUUUGUUGCUGCCCCCUCCCCUUCCUCCCCUCCCCACUUCACUGUCGGGUGACUUUUUUUUUUCUAUUUUACUCACCAUUCCUUCAUUUUCCCGCUCCCUCUUCCCCGUACCUUGAAUGCUUCCGCUAUUGCUGUGCUUUUUAUUUGGCUUCUCAAAGCAUUAUAUCCGCUGAUCUUCUUGUGUGUCUCUCUGUAGAGAUCAGAGCGGCAGGAUAGGAUGGGAAGAGAAGGAAACAGUUCAAAUUAGGAUAAACAGGAGGAGGAGGAUGAGAAGGAGGAGGAUACAAAUGUGGCACGCAAUGGUAUGAUGGUUGUGCCUUUACAAACAUCUAAUUGUGAGGCUGUUCACAUGUUUUUACACUUAAAAUGGCGCCUCAUUGUUUCUCAGUACUCAAUCCCCCAACCCCAGAAAUAAGAUUCUGCAUCUAUUUUGUUUGUCGGUGGUGCCUCCACCCCACCCCGUUUUUUAUUAACAUUAAUUUUCUUUGUAGUUUUCUUCAGACCGCUUUAGUGACGUCAAAAUGUAGAUAUUUUUUCCGUUUAAUGCGAAGGUGUGAUUCUAACUCCUUCUCUUUGGUUCUGCUGGUAUUCUGAAGGUUUGGACUGGGCUCAUUGUCACCCCAUCCGGAGCCGGAUCACGAUUUAGGAUUUUUAGGCAUCAGGAUGGAUACAAGGAGCAGGAGCAUUGGAGAUUUUUUUGUUUUUUCGUUUCUUUGUUUUUUGUACCAGGACAAGCUCCCACAUCCAACCUUUCAAGCAUUGUAGUUCCAUAGUCAAAAUCUAAUUCGGCGUUCCCAAAGAAGCAUAUUUAGUGGUUAUUUUCCAUGUUGUGGAAAUUAAAAAAUAGUGACAGUGUUGUGAUUUCAAUUUUUUUUUUAAUUGUUGGAAAAUCAAGAGCUUUCAUCAAAACCAUGAGAGGCUUCCAGACGGUGGAGGGAGUGGGGAAAAGAGGGAGUGAAUGUGGUUUAUCUUCUUGAACCCGCUUUUUCCUGAUGAGGUUUUUUUUUUCCUUAAGUCGAGUCUCCAAUGUCAUCAGAGCUUUAUUCUCUUUUAAUAAAAUUUAAAACGUA
Messenger RNA from Hippocampus zosterae (dwarf seahorse), 2217 nucleotides. RefSeq names its product serine/arginine-rich splicing factor 1-like. The coding region runs from base 319 to 1038 and encodes 239 amino acids. The transcript has 4 exons. Gene Ontology annotation, cellular component: ribonucleoprotein complex; nucleus; cytoplasm. Lineage: Eukaryota; Metazoa; Chordata; Actinopteri; Syngnathiformes; Syngnathidae. The record is from RefSeq and is a predicted model, not a curated record. Gene Ontology annotation, molecular function: mRNA binding.